UGCAAUGCGGUCAAUAUAGGUAUACGCAGGCUGAAAUUUAUAUUUUAGUGUGUAGUUUUAUUUUCAAAUCCAUUUUUUGUGUUUAUAUAUGCAUUCGUUAUUUAUUUAUUCAUGUAUUAUUUAUGUAUUUGUUCCCUAUUACAAACGAACAGAAUUUUUUUAUCUUCACCAUGUCACGAGCGUCUGCUUGUGAAGCAUCAGUGAUUAUUAAUAAAAAAUAUAACAAAUAACAAACGUGAUAUAAUGAUGAAGAUGAUGAUGAUGAACCAGAAGUAAAGCGUGGUGGGUGGUAUUGUGCUGCUCCACGCACAUCACAUGCCCCCUAGAUGAUGCUCUGGGUGGGUUGUCGCGGUGUAUUGUGGGCAGUUUUUGGUCUAAGCGGAGCACAGUUCGUCAUCCCCAGGAAAGAUGGCUGCUUCGAGCACUACAGCGGGUCUCCCAGCAGCUCCCGGUCCUGGUUUUGCGGUGCUUUGCUCUUUCCUGGAGCGCUACGGGUCUGCUCUGGAUCUGCCCGAGCUGACGUUCCCUCAACUGGAGCGGUACUUACAGGACACAUCAGUGGUUCCUCCACCUUUGAUUGAGCUUCAUGUCAAACUACUGCGUAAAAUUGGCAAGAGUGUCACACCGGACAAAUGGGAGAAGUAUCUUAUGAAGGUGUGCCAGGAAUUUAACAGUACCUGGGCUUGGGAGCUGGAGAGAAAAAGCUAUGCUGAAAUGACCGUUGAGUCUAAGACUGAGAUUUUAAAGUACUUGUGUGAAUGCCAGUUUGAUGACAAUCUCAAGUUUAAGACAUUAGUUAAUGAGGAAGACCCAGACAAGAUGCGUCUGCAGCCCAUUGGUAGAGACAAGGAAGGCCUUUUAUACUGGUUUCAGUUAGAUCAAGAUCAGAACGUGCGUGUUUACGCCGAAGAACAAGAUGACACGGAUGGGUCCUCCUGGAGAUGCAUUGCAAGGACAAGAAAUGAUCUUGCAGACACACUUGAACAGCUGAAAGCCAAGAUUGACUCAUCUGUCAACCAAGAGGGGCUAGAUGGUCAAACUAGCCCAAAAACAGAGAGAGAUGAUUUUAAAGGUGAAGCUGAAGACCUGAAAAACUGUGCAUCAGGACAAAUGGACUUAACUAACAGCAUCAACCAUUCUAGAGAUAUUGGGUUAAAACCGGAAAGCGUUAAACGAGAAACAUCACCCGAUGCUGUUAAACCAGACCGAGAGGUCAAAGAUGAAGUUGAAUUAAAAGAAACUGUAAUAUCCAAGCCCAAAUCAGAGCCAAUCCCAGUUAUAGACAACAGAGUCAGCACAAUAAAAGUCCUUGUCAAAGAAGAGGUGAAGGAUUCUCCCAGAGCUUGGAAUGCCAUAUCCGUUGUCAUGCCUCCAUCUUCCAUCGCACAGGAAAAGCCAACGCAGGACAACAGUAAAGAGAUGAAGUUUGAAAAUGUGACCAGAGCUAUAAAGAGCGAUCAACAAGCUAAAAUCCCCCUGAAGAAAAGAGAGUUGAAAAGAAGUGAAGGUUAUGACAUCAGCAAUCACUACAGCAAUGUUAAUCAUAACAACAAUAACCUUAACACCAAUGGUAGCAUCAGUACCGGAGGUAUAAUCGUUCGCAACCCUGCCGUAUUACCGGUGAAGGAGAACAUCAGGAGUGAAAACCCCACUGAGAAGGUUUCCACUACCGGUGUCCACCAAGACCUCAACAUUACAUCAUCCUGUGGAAAUGAGACAUCAAGCGUGACGUUCCAAAAGACAAUACGAGAACAAUACGUCGGUGUUGGAGUAAUCAAGGGUCCUCUUGAGCUAAAGAGGUCAUUGAUUGAAAACGAUAAAGCAGCGGACAGAAACGGUCUUCAUGGAAAUGGAGUGAUCUUGAAGCCUGGCGCUGGGGAUGCCGAUGGUGUCAGACAGUCUGUCCUUGUCGGGAAAUCUGUGAUUAAAACAGACAACGGUGCAGUUACUUGUAGUGUCCCAGAUGAAUUACCUUCCGAAGAUGUUAGCAAGACGUCUGGUAAAGCAUCAGACCUUGUUGAGCAUGAAUCUCCCAAGAUUGAAGAUGUGGAGGAAAACAAAAAUGAGAAAUCUAUCAAAAUAAAGAACAGCAACUCAGACAGAAGAAAAACUGAUAAAACAACAGAGAAAGAAAGUAAAGAUAAGGCUCUGAAAAGCCCAAGAAAGAGGAGCUUAGAAAAGAGCAAAUCCAAGCUACACAGAGGAGAAGAGGGAGAAGAGUCCUCUUCCAAAAAGGUGAAAGGUGAAACGCAUGGACACUAUGAUGACGAAGAGGUAUCUUCAGAACUUCAGAAGGAAGGGAUUCGUCUGAAGAUUAAGAUCCCGCUUCACAGACGUACUCCUGAACUCCAGCACAAGGACGUUGAGUCAGAAACCGGCAAUCGACGGUCCCUACGAAGAUCUCCAAGAAUCUGCAAGCCCAGCCCCAAGGCGGCAGAUAUCCGGAAACAAGACAGGAAACUUACAGCCUCCUCUACGGCUCAAGAUGAAGACGAACAUAUGAAAGAUGAAGAGGCCAAAGUACAGCCCAAAAAAGUGGACGUGGAAGGACAGACCAAGUCACUGAAGGCCAAGCGGCGACACAGGCGGACCCGUUGGUCGAAAAUUCGUUCUAAAAACUGCAAAUCCAAAGAAGCUCUGCCGGAGGACGAGGAUGCGGGUGAUGACAAAGCUACGAAUGACGAGGACAACAAAUCGGAGAGAGGAGACGAUAAGACCGAGACAGAUUCGGAUGGAUCGAAUGAGCUUCCGCCUGAAGAUGCUUGUAAACAUUGUGGUCUCGCCAACCACCCGGAACUGAUUCUUCUGUGUGACAUGUGUGACAGUGGUUAUCACACAGCCUGUCUGAGACCUCUUCUUAUGAUCAUUCCUGAUGGAGAAUGGUUCUGUCCUCCCUGCCAGCAUAAGCUUCUCUGUGAGAGGUUAGAGGAACAGCUUCAGAAUCUGGACACUGCUCUGAAGAAGAAAGAGAGAGCUGAACGCAGGCGUGAACGCUUAGUGUAUGUGGGCAUCAGCGUGGAGAACAUUAUACCAAAUCCAGAUGGUGAUGCAGAAGACAGUUUGACAGAGAAGAAAAAAGAUGCCAAGAAGAUUAAGAAUCUGGGACGCCGAUCGACCAGGACGAGGAAAUCUAUCAGUUACAGGUUUGAUGACUUUGAUGAAGCCAUCGAUGAAGCGAUUGAGGAAGAUCUUCAAGAUGAAGCAGGUGCUGGACGUGAUACACAUGCGUCGACUGUCACGGCUCAACAGCAGAACGUGGUCAGCCGUGAAAGUCGCCGUUCUGUGAAGCCCCUCGCACCACGCAAGAGGAAACGCCGGCGACUUAACGAUUUGGAUAGCGACAGUACGGUGGAUGAGGAGGAGAGUGAGGACGAGUUUCAGCUCAGUGACAGUAUGGAGGAGGAGGAGUUUGUGGUUUCCGGAGAAGAGGAUGAUGCUGACGUGGGCUCUCGUGAGGGCAGUGAAUGGGGCAGCGCUGAGAGUGACACUGGUAAUCAACCGAGAUCCAGAAGAACCAGCAGAACCACACACACGCAAAGAGCCAUGAGGAGCAGACGCAGACUUUACAACAGACGGAGAGGCUCUUCAGAGGAGGAAGUGUUGGACACAGAUGAGGAAGAGGAGGAGGAAGAGGAAAUGGAAACAGAAGGAUCGAAUGAGUUCAGCGAGAGUGACGUGGACACGAGCAAAAGACGUCCUCGGCGCCGUCAGAACUCUUUUGUCAACUACUAUGAAACUUCAGAAUCGGAGGGAUCACAAAAAGCGUCCAAUCAGAAGAACCCAUCUCUUCUUCACCGUCGCCGAUUAUCCAGCUCCAACAGUGAAGAGUCCAUACUUUCUAAAGACUCGGAGCCAAAGCCCCUGCAGAGGAGAGACAGAGGACAGAGGAGCGCGUCUAAGAGGAACGACUCCAAACAGAGACACAAACGGCUUAAACAGAGACAGCAGAGAAGCUCAAGUGAGGAAGAGGAAGAAGGAGAAACAGAGGGGUCUGAUGAAGACCAGCGACCUCUACGCAAGAGAUCAAACCGCAUAGAAACAGACGAAGAAGAGGAAGAAGGCUUGGGGCACAGAAAGCAUAAUACACGAGGAAAGAUCAUUGAGGACUCCAGGUUGAAGCACACAGCCAGAAACAGCGCAGGGCCCCGGGGUCCCUCCAGGCACAAUGGCCUGGUCCCUCUGAGGGCCACAGCUCAGGAUGAUGAGGAUGAGGAUGAAGAUGAGGAAGAGUUUACUGGAGUCACGGACCUUGUUAACUUUGUUUUUGACAGUGAACAAUUGUCCUGAUACAUUUCUUUUCUCAUCGCUAGAAUGUUCCUCAUCGGCCGCCGUAGUCUUCAGUUUUUUCUGGUGUAGUGGACCAAAGCAUUCAGAGAUGUUUGAAUGCACUGUGUUUCUUCACGUCAUCCGCAUGCAUCCCCGGGUGUAGAACAGGGUCUCCUUAAUACUACGCUAACAGAUCCUCAGAGUAAAGCACUUUGUCAUUUUGGCCAGUAAGAUUUCAUUUGUAUAAAGAGGCCGAUGUCCUCCUGUAGAUACACUGGCCGAAUCGCAUCUGACGCUUUAAAUGUUACGUGCAUUUCAAACUAGUGUUUUAAGAGUUUCCUGUACAUAUGUUUUCCUGUUUGUUAUACAUUUGUUGAAGUUGGGAAAGGGGUGUUAAUAGAUGUUAAUCCAGGAUGCUAAAUCUUUGCCUUUUAGCAGUACAAUAAUAAUUCAGUAGAAAUCUUAAAGGGAUAGCUGUCACAAAAAUGAAAUGUCCUCGUAUGACUUUCAUUCUUCUGUAGAUCACAGCAGAUGGUCUUUUCUGCUCUCUUUCCAUACAGUGAAAGUAAAUGAUGACCAGGACUUACAAUAAAGUACCAUAAAUGAGUCUCUAUACAACAUUUUACGCCUGGUUAUUUCAUUGUAUGAAAAAGAGGAGUUGUCUUAUUGCGUUCUAUAGAAGAAAAAAAAUCAUACAGGACUGAUAUUAAGGUAAGUAAAAGAUGACAUUGUCUCCAUUUUUGAGUGAAUUAUUAUUUUUAACUAUUUAGUAGGACCAUUUUAUAAACAAACACAGGAGCCAACUUUACAGGCAAACUGGAAAUGAUCAUAAUAUUAAAAGUUUGCAGCUUAACUGAGAGACUACUAAAAUUUAACUUUUUUAAAUUAGGACAUUUCUGUACUUGAAGUUAGUUAAACCUCAGCAUCGAGUCAUUUGAUAUCCCUUUAAAGUCAUUUGUUAUGAAGGUUGAACCUAUCUGAGGUUGAUGUGCCUCUGUUGUUCUGUAUGCACUUGUUGUUGAAGCACCUUUGAUUGUGUCGACGGCUCAAUUCGACAUGGCAGGCUGGAUCUAAAAGAAGAUCUCCUAAAGGAGUUUCGGUAUUUAAUUUCAAGCUGGUGUUCUUCAUCCUGUAGACUGACUGAAUAAGAACACUACGAACGCAUUCCAGAAAUGUUUGCCUUAUAAAACUAUUUCAAUAUUCAACAACCCCAUAAGCACUAGAUUUAUGCUGGCCUCGGCUUUUAGUUAAAGAAUGUGUUUUCGGCUGUAUACUACUGGAAUUUAUGUUCUUUUUAUUAUUUUAUGUUUUAUCUUUUAUUAUCCAGAUGUAAGUCUCCAUAUUUUAAGAAAACUAUCCACAAAAAUAAAUUUAAUGUUCCUGUU
This is a messenger RNA of Misgurnus anguillicaudatus (oriental weatherfish), 5651 nucleotides long. It is a transcript of the gene rsf1a, whose product is annotated as remodeling and spacing factor 1a. Gene Ontology annotation, molecular function: histone binding. Gene Ontology annotation, biological process: negative regulation of DNA-templated transcription. The record is from RefSeq and is a predicted model, not a curated record. Gene Ontology annotation, cellular component: RSF complex. Lineage: Eukaryota; Metazoa; Chordata; Actinopteri; Cypriniformes; Cobitidae.